Molecule: messenger RNA, 462 nt
Organism: Aspergillus vadensis CBS 113365
Lineage: Eukaryota; Fungi; Ascomycota; Eurotiomycetes; Eurotiales; Aspergillaceae
Exons: 3
Coding region: 1-462 (153 amino acids)
Source: RefSeq, a predicted model, not a curated record
AUGAUCUCCCUCUCCACCCUCCUCCUAACCGUAUCUCUAACUCUCACCGCAACCGCCCACCCCUCCGUUACCCACCAAAAACGCAGCGUGACAUGCCUCAAAGUCGGCGCCACCGCAACAGCCAGCUGGACCAACAGUGCCGAUCAAACCUGCACGUAUGUGGGUGUGGUAGGCAGUAAUUAUGGGGAGAAUAGUGAUGGUGAUGGAGAUUACUCCUGCAACGGACGCUGCGGAUCAGGAUGUAGCGGUAUCGCACUGGGCAAUGUCUACACCCAGGAUUGCUUUUCGCAUGAUAUCUGCUCGUAUUUUGAGGAUGCGAGCGGGGGUGCUAGUGACCCCAACUGCGGAGCAGCAUACAAGGCCGCAGAGGAUGAUUACUUGCUGGGAUUGAUUGAUGGGUGCUCGCAGACGAAUCCCACUAAUGCGGUGGUGAAGCCGACGGCGACUCCUGUUUGUACUUGA